CAUCUCUGACCCUGCAAGGACACUGUAGUUCUCCGAAACGGCUGAAGAGAGAAAUUGGGAAAAGAAGUCACAUCACCUUAUGCUGGAGAGCGGCUGCUUUAAUGGAUCAAUUUGACAACCUUGAAAAACACACACAAUGGGGUAUUGAUGUGCUGGAGAAAUACAUCAAGUUUGUAAAGGAAAGAACGGAGAUCGAAAUCAACUAUGCAAAGCAACUUAGGAAUCUUUCGAAGAAAUAUCAACCCAAAAAGAACUCCAAAGAAGAGGAAGAAUACAAAUAUUCAUCAUGUCGAGCUUUCUUAGCCACUCUGAACGAAAUGAACGACUACGCUGGGCAGCACGAGGUCAUUUCGGAGAAUAUGACCUCUCAGAUCACAACUGAACUUGCCCGUUACGUACAAGAGCUGAAGCAGGAGAGAAAAUCACAUUUCCAUGAUGGCCGAAAAGCACAGCAGCACAUUGAGACCUGCUGGAAACAGCUUGAAUCGAGUAAACGAAGAUUCGAAAGGGAUUGCAAAGAAGCUGACAGAGCACAGCAGUAUUUUGAAAAGAUGGACGCAGACAUCAACGUGACGAAAGCAGAUGUUGAAAAGGCCCGUCAACAAGCUCAACUCCGUCAUCAGAUGGCUGAAGACAGCAAAGCAGAAUAUUCGUCCACAUUGCAAAAAUUCAACAACGAGCAGCAUGAACAUUAUUACACGCACAUACCCAACAUCUUCCAGAAAAUACAAGAAAUGGAGGAGCGACGGAUAGUCAGGAUAGGUGAAUCAAUGAAAACGUUUGCCGAGGUGGACCGACAAGUGACCCCAAUCAUCGGAAAGUGUCUGGAUGAGAUCACAAAAGCGGCAGAAUCCAUUGAUCAGAAGAAGGAUUCCCAAUUGGUCAUAGAGGCCUUUAAGUCUGGCUUUGAGCCUCCUGGGGAUGUUGACUUCGAAGACUUCACCCAGCCAAUGAAGCGCACCGUCUCAGAAUCCAGCCUUUCCAACUCCAGAGAUAGCAAGCCAGAAUCCAGGUUCAGUGGCAAAUCGAAGGGCAAGUUGUGGCCGUUCAUCAAGAAAAAUAAGCUUAUGUCCCUUUUAACAUCCCCCCAUCAGCCCCCUCCUCCACCCCCUUCCUCUGCCUCACCCUCUGCUGUUCCCAACGGCCCCCAGUCUCCCAAGCAGCAAAAGGAACCCCUCUCCCAUCGCUUCAACGAGUUCAUGACCUCCAAACCCAAAAUCCACUGCUUCAGGAGCCUAAAACGUGGGCAGCAGUCUCAGUCUUUGUAUUUUCACAAAGAGCUCAUGAAGAGGACUUUAGGCAAGCCCACGUAUGCCCUUGAGGCUAGGGAAUAUGUUCUUUCUCUCAAGCUGAUAACUUUGAAUAUGCAGGUGUGGAAUCUAAUGGAGGGUGGUGGACCAGAGGAUUUCAGCAAUCUCCCCCCUGAGCAGAGAAGAAAGAAACUCCAACAGAAAGUAGAUGAACUCAACAAGGACAUCCAGAAGGAAGUAGAUCAACGAGAUGCCUUAACAAAAAUGAAAGACGUCUACAUCAAGAACCCACAGAUGGGGGACGCAGCCAGCGUGGAUCACAAGCUAGCUGAACUUGGGCAGAACUUGGAGAAGCUGCGACAAGAGGCACAGAAGUUUGAGGGCUGGCUAGCUGAAGUAGAGGGGCGCUUAUCUGUACGAACUGAGCCAACACGCCGUCAGAGUGGGAUGUAUGAAUCUCAGAACACCCUCACUGUCAACAACUGUGCCCAGGACCGUGAGAGCAGUCCAGAUGGCAGUUACACAGAGGAGCCGAGCCAGGAGACUGAGGUGAAGGUGCCAGCGUCAGAGUUUGAUGAUGAGUUUGAUGAUGAAGAGCCCCUGCCGACUAUUGGGACAUGCAAGGCUCUGUAUACGUUUGAAGGCCAAAAUGAAGGAACCAUUUCCGUGACUGAAGGAGAGACACUGUUUGUCAUAGAGGAAGACAAAGGCGAUGGCUGGACGCGGAUUCGGAGGAACGAGGAUGAAGAAGGCUACGUACCCACCUCUUAUGUCGAGGUCUAUUUGGAAAAGAAUGCCAAAGAUUCCUAAAAGUGUUGGCUGCUGAUACAAGAGCCUCGGGGCGAGCUGGGCGCAGGAGGAGAAACAAUGGUCUGAUUUUUUAAAAACAAAACAAAACACCACCCUCUUCAUGGCAGGGCCAUUUUUGGUGUUUUUUGGGAAAACACCUCCAUUGUGUUAGGCUCACUCCUUUAGCUUGGAACAGAGUCAGCACUGGUGGAGUGGGGAAUAAAACUCCAACUGGGAAAAGAAAAGAAAGGAAAAGUCUCUUCCAUCUCAGCUCCUAGUCCAUCACUCAGUUGCUUGCUAAACUCUCCGGCAUGCCACCUGCUGCAUACAACUAACCCCUCAUCUUCCCUUCCCCAUUUGUCCAGUGCUAGCAUGGUUUGAGCAGGGUCUAACCUAGAAUGUAACCAGAUCCCCCUUCCAUUGUGUUGCUCUGCCCUCCAAGUAAACAGGUGCCAGAAAAUUCCCUUCAGGAGCCAGAUGCCCAUUCCUCACUAUGGACCUGAUGGAACUGUAUAGCAGAUGGUUUCCAAAUUUUUUUGCCAGGCAGGCCACCACCAUUGUUUCCAUUUUACAUAUGAGAAACUGAGGCCGAGAAAGAACAGCUUGCCAAUUGGUGCCUUCAGAGCCAAGGUGAGAUUCUAACUAUAAGCUGAACAGACUCCUUGCUUGUCUUCUUUCCUUGCAGUGAUAGACACAAAAUCCAACCGCCUGAAACGAGGAGUCACAAUUUAUUUCUGGAGUUUUGAGCUUCAGGUCUGACUGGGUAACUAGGUACAUUGGUUAGAGACAGUGGCCAAAAAUAGGAAUUCUUUCUUUGAAACCUAGCAAUAAUAUUGGCCUCUGCUAGUAUGGUUUGGUUUCUGACAGCUAAACUUGAUGGAUUUGCCAUUUGAUGGACUUGCCAUUCAAAAAGAAUGUUAAGAAACAGGAAAGAGUUAGAAGGAAAUGAUUUAAAGUAUUGCACAAACAGUGGAAAUCAUUCUAACUGUCAGACUUCAGAGUUGCUCCACUGUGAUCUCCCCAGAUUUUACUUUUAGUGUCUCUGGUGGAGUCCCUGUCUUCAUAUGCUUCGUAUGUGGUGCCAAAGUGAUGGCUCACACAUGAUAGGUAGACCCUUAAAAGGACUGGACAGCUAUUUCUCCCUUAUGUCUUCACCAGGUAUGAUUGGCUUGUUCAGUACUUUUCAUUGCAAAAGUACAGCUGCACUGCCCAGGCUAACAGGUGUUUCAGACAUUCAAGAAUGAAGACACAAAGAGAAGUAGAGCAGUGGCGGUUUUGUGCUCCCAGGAGGGAUUGCCAUGCACUUCAGAAGAUAGUGCGCAUUGAUAGAGUACAUUGUUGAUGAACUUGUUCCUCCUGAGACACAAGAAUCUGUGUGCUACAGCAUCAGGAGUGUAAGAGUGGAUGGAGCUGGCUAGCUGGUGGCCUUCCAGAUGUUGUUGCAUGAUCCAGCAACCUCUGCAAGGUUACAAGUUCUCUAGGUGAGGUCAUAUCAACAUGCAGGUUAGGUGAAGCCACACACAAACUCUUCAUUUGUUCUGCUUCAAAAUCUCACCUCAGCUAAGAACUCCCAUCUUGGCUUUUAGACACACUUCUUUUCUCGUUCACCUGCGAUAUGGAAGUUCUUCAGAGUGGUGAUCCUAAGGAGUGCUGAGCUCGCGUAGACAAAGUGCCUAAGCCUUAAUGAACUGCAUCCGUACUAUACAAGCAGUGGAACCAUUAAUAAAUAUUAAAACAUUAUUUUUUAAAACCAGUGCCAGUCACUCCUGUGUCUAAAAAAAAUCUUGUUGAAAUGAUGGUCACCCUCCUAUGAUGUUUAGGAAGAACUAAUUCCUCCUGUGAUCAGUUUGGCUUUUUCUCCCUGCAUUGUCAAGAUGGACCACCUAGUAGCCCAUUCUCACAUGCCAUCGUGGCAAAGGCUGCCUGGCCACCAAACAAACAUAGCUGUGAGCCACAAAGCCAGGUAUGCUUGCUUAACCUGUUUGUAUUUUUCAGCAUACAUGAGAAAACCCAAAUCAUGCCCCAAAGGAAAAGCGCAAUUGCAUGAAGGCAGGGGUCCCUCAGGAAACCAACCCCAGUUCAUGGUUUGAGUUGGUGCCUGCCAGUUGUUCAGAGCCCCCCUCCCAGAGACUAUGUACUGCUGCCCCCAAUUUUGCCCCCAAACACCCUCUAGGGGCCAUGGGGCCUUUCCACCAUGUCUUUAGUCCUGCCUGGGCCAUUUUAGGUCCUGAAGGAACUUAUUUUAAAAUAGGAAGUGGCUUUUAAAAAAAAGGCCUCUCCUGAGUCUAAAAUGCCCUAGGGGGAACCAAAAACAUCACAUAAAUGUCCCCACACCCCCUAUAAGGCUUUUGGGAGUAAUACCCUUAGGUGGGCCUGUGAGGGGGACACCUGUGGACUAUGGACCACAAUUUGCCCACUCCUGCUUUACAGCCUAAUUUUGCCCCUUCUCUGAGGUCCGGUUUGCUGAUCUGGUCCCCUCCAUUGAGUUUUGCCCUUGAGACUGCAUCUUUCUCUACUUGCCUCUGGAGGAAGCAAGUUUCACCUCCACCCCCCUUUUCAGGCUGGCAAAAUAUCAUUUUCUCUGCUAUUUUGCUGACUGCCAAGGUUUUAGCAGAAUCGCCAGUCUGCACUUGCUAGGGGCAAAGUAUGCGCUCACUCUGCUGACUCUUGAGCGCAUGCUGGCAGCCCAGAGUGAAGGCCCCCCCAAUGCUCCCAGCAAGACCACCGCUGCCUGAGUCCGCCAACCGGCUCCUCUGUGUGCCACAGACCUCCGUUUCCGCCGUCUCUCUGCCCGCAUGCUCGCCCUGUUGCCUUGCCUGAGCCUGCCUGUUAUUUUUAAAGGUGCUCUCUUUAAUCUCCGCUGCCAUUUUUAAUUUAUUUGGUUAUUUCAUUCAGCAUAGCAAAGAGCUGCCCUCCUCCCUUUUGCAUGCUGCCUCCACACACGCUUACCCUAUUUAUUUCAGCUUGUCCAAAACCACGUCCAACUGAAGUUGCACUCUGAUUUACCCUCCCCUUUCCCUACUCCCACCUUGUUGCUGUUCCUGUUGUGGCACAGCCUUCACUUGGCUCUGCUUUGAAUUCUCUCUUGGUGAUACAACACUGUCAACGGAAAGGGAAGCAGCACCAGCAGCGUCUCUGCCCAGAGAUGAUGCAACAUUGCUGCAUGGGCAAUUCCUUGCAAACUGGCUCGCUGCACAAAGCUCUCCUACGUUUGGUUUUGCACUCACCGCCUAAACUUCCAGGCAGCUGCCAUUCUUGGAUCAGGUGGAAUUGCCCAGGGCAGCCCCUCACUUAAGAAGCCACCAGCUGAGAGCCAGAAGAGCCCAGCCUGUGAAUCACAUUUAUCUGAAGCCUUCCUUGGAAGAUGGCCCAGCUCUCCUUCUAGUCCACAUGGGCAGGUGAAUAUACAGGCACCAUGGAAUGGAUUUUCAUUAUCACCUCACCUGCAAUUGCUUUCAGUGAAGGAGGUUUGACUAGACAAAUGGUGUGUGCAUGAGACAGGAUGCAGCAGAGAGAGAAUAUUUAGAUAGGACACCUUGCAGUGUGGCAGUGAAUUAAUCCAGCUGGCUAUUGGCCACCAUCCAGAGGGCCCCAGAGAUUUGGCUCCCAGCAUCUCCAGCCCUGCAAAGGACUCCUCUCUCUGAGGGAUGCUGCUGGUGAGUUGAGGCCCAUUUUGAGACCUAAAUGGUUCCAAUGCUCUGAUGCCAUACCUGGCAAUUUCCUGUGUGGCAACAAUAGCAGGUGGGCACUCCAUACCAUUCACCCACCAUUUGCCCUGUUUUUCCUGUUGGUAGCAAGAAACAUGAUAAAGUUUCCCUUUGCUAGUUGGGUUCAGCAGUGGAUUAGAGAGGAUCACCUGCCAGCAAAACCAAAGCAGAACCCCCAUGUUCAGAGGCAGUCUUGUCUGAAUACCAGUUGCUGGAGGAGUAAAGAGUGCACUGCUGCUUUUGUGUCAUGCUUUUGAGUUGGGAGAAACAGGAGGCUGAGCUUCAUGGGCUUUUGGUCUGAUCCUGCCUAAUUCUUUCACUUGGGGAAACAGCAUGUUCUAUCCACCCAGCCCUGCAAGGUACCAGCUGCCUUUGUAUUGUCUUCUUUUAUGUUAAGUAGACUUGUAAAGUGAGGUGUACCUUUUGUUGUGGAGGAAUGGCUGCAGUUGGGUAGGAUCCAGCUGUGUUCCCUCUCUUCCUGGCAUUCAGUCCUGCCACAGGAGACUGGGGGAAAGAUGUAGGGAGAUGCCUUCACCCUUGCCAUAGUAGAAAGGUAGACCAGGGAUCAUGGCACUCUAGAUGAGAAUCUAAACAUUGCUGCUCCCAAUGGAUAGUCUCUGUCCUGACUUCUUACUGUGCUGUUUUGGUUGCACUUCAGAAAAGUUGUCAGAUGGAGAAGGAGGGGAAAUGAAUAGGUGACUCUAGCAGGAGAAAGGAAGCCCUGAUGUGAAUUUAUGAGUAAUACCCUCAAGUGCCAUCAUGCCUACCCUCAAAGGUCACCAGCUGAUUCUGAAACACAGAAUGCGGCAGCAGCAUCCUGGAAUCCUCAAGAAGGGCUGGUGCCACAGCUGAGUGUUUCUCCUUUCUGAAAACAUCCAAACACCCUUAAGAGCCAGGCCAUCCAAGUAUGCCCACAGUGCCAUGACAGAUGGAUAGCUACUGGAAAGGAAUUUUUACCUUACGCAUUGGAAACAAACAAAUGAGGAAUCAGUUCUUCCUCUUCUUUCUCUCUCUCUUUUUUAAUUGUCACCAAUGUAGGAUUUAAAAGAGAAAAUCUGCUUCUCCCUAUACAUAUAUGUAUAACAUAUCUAAAUAAUAUGGUGGACAGUAUAUUAUUGUCACCUUAACAGGAAUGUCCAAUUGAUUGCAGCAUCCCAAGUGGCCACAUCCAAAACAAGGAGCUUUUACUGCUGCCUCUGUAACAUAAGUCUGUGAAGAGACAAGUCCUAGGAGUUUUUACAAACUGACAGUGGAUUAUUGACCUUUUGGGAACAUGAAGUCCUCCCUCAAGGGGGAAAAUUCAGUCAUUUAGGAGUGAGAGAUGACAGCGGAGGUUCCUGCACCAGAGCCUACGAGGCAUAACUGAGGAUGCAGCUAAGUCACUGACACAAUACACGCUAGUGAACUGCAAUGAGGCACAAUGGGGCACCACACAAGAUGUCCUAUUUCACAACUAGGGCUUGCUUUGCACAUUGGGACAUGUUGUGUGUCAGGGCAUGUUGUGCGACAACCACACUGCUAGUUCCACUUGUGCAGUGGUGCCAAAGACAUAGUUCCAUCUUUGCUGAGAAUAUAAAUGAUGUGCAAUCACAAUUCACCUUCGUGCAAUUGUAAGUUGGUUUACAAUGUUGUAGCUUCCCAACAGGAUGCCAAGCGUUAUUUCUCUUCCACUAAAUACAUAUCUGAAGAAUGCACUUGGCAUGCUCUUGCCAUGAGGGCCUUGGCCCAGAAUUGGGAAUUGCAGAGGAGAAUCAAAACAGAUGCCAUGUUUUUAGAGCUGUAGUGAGCCCAAAGGCACCCUUGCUAAUGUUCCACAUGUUGCUCUUCCAUCAGGACAUCAACACCUCUUUAUUAAAUACAUAAAUAAAGGACUGAAUUAGUUAAAAGCAACGAAAGGCACUCAUUUGGUAGCAUCUCUUCCUCCACAAGGCCCAGAGAACAAGUUUAGAUCUUUGUCUUAGACCUAACGCUAGAGAAUGGGUGCAAACAGAGCGAUGCUGUGCCAAUUAAAAGUAAUAUUUAUAAUCAGUUAAAAUUGGCAACCCAGAAGCAGUGGGGGCAACUGCUACAACCUUUGGGUUGACAUUGUUGUGUGUGCGAAGCAAGUAGUGGCUGCUCUUAAAAUAUUACCGUACUUCUCUCUUUGGUAGCUGUAGCUUCCAUGUGGAGGAAGUUUGCCACCUGCGUAACGCAGUCCGACCCGCAGGCUGCAAAUGGGCUUCAACAGGGAUGGUUGGUGCCUUUCAGGUGCAGAAAGACAGAUCCAUAGCACUGGAAGUCUGAAAUUUAGAACAAUUUAGAUGUGUUUCAAAGCCUCCUCAUUCACUUCAGUAGACAGAGCAGCUCUGUGCACAAAAAGAACUAGGGAUGUGGCGGUGCCUCUGUAGAGAUCUGUGCAAAGCCUUGGGAAUUUAACUUGAAGAUGAAUUUUGCAGCCAGUUUAUAAAAACUCUUUGACUUUCUCAUAAUCCUACUGAAGCGGGAGGCAGGGGAGUAUGGACUCUUGCCUCGAAACCCACCCUGUGCUCCCUCUCCCUAAUCCCCUUUCUUAACAUUUGUAAAUAGACAGAAGAAAAGAAACAUAUUUACUGAAAAGUUGUGUUUUAAUGCUGAAUAUUUUUCAAAGGUUCUGCUGCGUAUUGGUUCCAUCCUUCCUCUCAUGCUUGAAGUGUCAAAAAGAUUUUAAAAAAAUAAAUGAAUAAGCCAAAUUAUAUUUUAACAUAUAAUAUAAUGUCAAGCACUUUUUUUUAAAAACAACAACAAAAAAUUAUUUGUGUGUUUAGGCACUGGAUUCUUUUACCUUGGUUUUGGUGGCAUCGAAAUAUGUUUGUGUGCGUGUGCGUGCGUGUGUAUGGUUUCAUAGCCCAAAAAGUGUAAAGACGUUCUGGUGUUUUGAUCCAUUUGUUUCUGGCGACAGAAUUCUACCAAAUAAAGUGCUUCCAUUUGAAAGCGA
Sceloporus undulatus (fence lizard) is the source of this 8699-nucleotide messenger RNA. RefSeq names its product formin binding protein 1 (gene FNBP1). The coding region runs from base 102 to 2060 and encodes 652 amino acids. The transcript is spliced from 19 exons. NCBI's taxonomy places the organism in Eukaryota, Metazoa, Chordata, Lepidosauria, Squamata, Phrynosomatidae. The record is from RefSeq and is a predicted model, not a curated record. Gene Ontology annotation, biological process: signal transduction; endocytosis. Gene Ontology annotation, molecular function: protein binding.